Molecule: messenger RNA, 534 nt
Organism: Aspergillus puulaauensis
Lineage: Eukaryota; Fungi; Ascomycota; Eurotiomycetes; Eurotiales; Aspergillaceae
Exons: 1
Coding region: 1-534 (177 amino acids)
Source: RefSeq, a predicted model, not a curated record
AUGCCGUUCAUUACCAUCCUACCGGCACCCCCUGUACCUACCGCGCUCGAUGACGGCAAAUCCCUGUGGUUGUACGUCAUGAUACACAUGAACGAACACGACGACCAAAAGUUCGGCUGGACGGUCGUAACUAUGCCUUCCAGCCCGAAGCCACACACCAUUGCCACCUUCUACUACAUCCGCCGAGACGAGCACGGCUGCACCCUAUUCGAUCCCGCCAGAGAGGCCCUGAACCGGUAUACGCAGCAAGUGCGCGAUUGCAGGAGCUGCAUCAAGAUCGGGUGGUUUCCUCCGGAUUGUACACCCGAUGUAGGUAGGAUUCUGAAAAAUGCAUUCAAACCGGGAGGAGGGCGUUGGGUGCAUGUUAUAAGGGACUUGGUGGAUGCGUCUUUGAUAACUGCUGAAGAGGGUGAGGAAAUCAAGAAACACUUAUGGGGGCCGGGGUCAACAUAUAUAGGAGUGCCCUUGGACCUCCUCGAUGAAAAGCAGACUGCUUGGGAGACUCUUCGUCUUGCUGCUUCCGUCGAUCCAUGA